CGCCUCCCUCCACUGCCUCGUCCUUCCCCCAACCCCUGUGUGUCACCAGGGUCCUGAGAGGGAGCUUGGUGCAAAGUCUCCUUGAAGAAGCUAGUACAGAACAAGAGGCUCUGGCCAGUUCUUAAGGGGCAAAUGCGGCCCUGGGCUUCCCCACCUCAGCUCGGUGCGGGGGCUCAUCCCACCGGGAGGGGGGACCCCUUGGACCCGCGGCCUAUCCCACCGCCCCGCUUCCGCCGGGCUUUCAGACGGAGGGACCCUCCUUAUCCCAGGCCUGUGGAGCCAGCUCUGGAAAUGGGUGGCUCCAAAUGCCAGCCUGGUACCCCCACUGCCAGCCUCUGCCCGGCAGACUCCCCCAGCCAGCAUCGGGCGAUGCCACCAGGGCCUGCCAGCAGGGCAAACGUAAGUGGCUUUUGUUUUCUUAUGGAGCCAGGGAGUGGUACUGAAGGGGCAUGAAAAUGGCCUUCAGUAGCCACUCUGUUCUCUAUCCCCCUCGCCUUCCCCUCCUCUGUCUCUCUGUCUCACUGUCUCUGUCGCUCUCGCUCUCUCACCCUCACUUUUGUGGGUUAAUUGCUGACAGUGGUACUAUUGUUGUGAGCGGGACACAGGCUGGAACUUGGCAGAGCAAGGGCCUCACAUGCCAACUGCCCCCGCUGCCGCCCUCCCCUCCGCACCCCUCCAUCCUCACCCUGGGGAGCAAGGCUAAUGAGAGGGGUCACUCAGAGGAAACAAUUUGGAUAUUCAAAUGAGGAGCUCAGUUGCUGCCAUCUGCCCUUAGGGGCGGGGAGGACGUGAGAAGAGCCAGUGGGAGGGUGAGAGGUGAGGCUUUGCUAUGUGCACAGGCCUGAGCUCCCCGGAAGCAGCUGUUGGCAGCGGCUGCUUUACCGGGUGCAGGCUGGGGCUCCAUCUGAGCUGCCAUUCCCAUGGGGUGGCCUCCCCUGGCGGCUCUGGGCAGGCCCGUCAGGCAGAAACCUGUCAUGCCCCAGCUCCCCCCACCACCACCACUUCCUCCUCCCUGGGGCUGGGCUGCAGGCUUCUUUAGGGCUCCUCUUGGUGACUGAAAACAGCCCUGUACCGGGAGGCAGGUUGAGUCUCAUCCGAGGGAGAAUCCCCACCACCACACUCGGUGUUCUCUCUGAUGGGAACCGGGGCCCAGGCGGGCGCCCUGACAUUCCAGCCGUUCACGGCCAAAAGGCUCAGGAGCCAGGUUCUCUCCUGCUCAGAAGGCCGCUUUGAUGCUUUCUUCCUCAAAUAGCAUUGACCGAGAAGGCACGUGGGUCUGAGUCACUGCCUCCAACUGAGUGUUCUCGGUCUCUCUCUGCUUUGGGUCCCUGGGGCUCGCUAUCGAUGCCGAGGCAUUUGCCCGGAGCCGGGCUUCCCCAGGCACCGUUUGGGUAACCCUCUUGCCCUGACCUCUGAGCUGGGACUGGGAAAAGGAGGCUGCCUGCAGAGCUCCCAGCCACACCCGUAGAAGCACCCCCAGAAAGCCAGCCCGGUGACCCAGCAGUGCUGUGCGCUGCCUAACCUGCUUGAGCUUAUUAGACACUGCCUCCCCGGAGAGGAGGUUUGGCCACACGCUUGUCCAUCCCACCCAGACUUCCAGCCUCAGCCAAGGCUUCCGGGUCUCAAGUAAAAAAAAAUAAUAAUAAUGUUUAUUUUUGAAGGAGAGAUACAGAGCACAAGCAGGGGAGGGGCAGAGAAAGAGGGAGACACAGAAUCCAAGGCAGGCUCCAGGCUCUGAGCUGUCAGCACAGAGCCCAAUGCGGGGCUCGAACUCAAAAACCAUGAGAUCAUGACCUGAACCGAAGUCAGAGGCUUAACCGACUGAGCCACCCAGGCACCCCUCAAUUUUUUUUUAAGUUUAUUUAUUUUGAGAGAGAGAAAGCAUGAGUGGGGGAGGGGGAGAGAGAGAGAGAGAGAACGAGAGAGAGAGAACGAACGAACCCCAAGCAGGCUCUGCACUGUCAGUGCAGAACCCAAUUCGGGACUCGAACCCAUGAACCUUGAGAUCAUGACCAGGGCCAAAGUCAGAUGCUCAACCGACUGAGCCACCCACGUGCCCCAAGGCUCCCUCUUUUCACUUGGCUCUUGGUCUCCUCGGACAGCCAAUAAAGAGCUUCCUGGAUUUCCCACAUUUUCCUGGGGCCCUGAGUGUUCAAUGCUUCAAGAGCCUUUAUACCCAGAGUUUCAGGGUGCAGAUCUGGGAGCAGCCCGCUGGAAGGGAAAUGCCCUGAGGCAAAAGGCACUGAGUCGGCUGCUCUUCUCUUAAAGGUGGGCUCCCGGCCCCAUGCUGUCACCAAUGGCCAUGAGUUGUUUGAGGUCUCAGAGGAGAGAGAUGAGGAAGUUGCUGCGUUUUGCCACAUGCUGGAUAUGCACAGCGAGGGUCCUUCUCCCUCUCUUCCUGCACAGCCUUCGAUCUGGCUCUGACAUCCAAGACUACUCCCUCACCGGAUAUGUCUGGAGUGCUGUCACCCCCAGCCCCGAGCACCUUGGGGAUGAAGUCAAUCUGAAGGUGACCGUGUUGUGUGACAGCCUACGGGAGCCACUCACUUUUACCUGCAACUGUUCUUCCACGGUAGACUUGCUCAUCCACCAGACCCUGUGCUACACCCAUGACGAACUGAGAGAUGUGGACGUGGGGGACUUUGUGCUGAAGCCCUGUGGGCUGGAGGAGUUCCUGCAGAACAAGCAUGCCCUGGGCAGCCAUGAGUACAUUCAGUACUGCCGCAAGUUUGACAUCGACAUUCGACUACAGCUGAUGGAGCAGAAAGCUGUACGCAGUGACCUGGCCCGGACGGUGAAUGAUGACCAGAGCCCCUCCACCUUGAACUACCUCGUCCAUCUGCAAGAGAGGCCAGUCAAACAGACCAUCAGCAGGCAGGCCCUGAGUCUUCUGUUCGACACAUACCACAACGAAGUUGAUGCUUUCCUGCUGGCUGAUGGGGACUUCCCACUGAAGGCCGACAGGGUGGUCCAGUCCGUCAAGGCCAUCUGCAACGCCCUAGCCGCCGUAGAGACCCCUGAGAUCACCAACGCCCUCAACCAGCUGCCCCCCUGCCCCUCCCGCAUGCAGCCUAAAAUCCAGAAGGAUCCCAGUGUCUUGGCUGUGAGGGAAAACCGAGAGAAGGUCGUGGAAGCUCUAACAGCUGCCAUCUUGGAUCUGGUGGAGCUCUACUGCAGCACUUUCAAUGCCGACUUCCAGACAGCCGUGCCCGGGAGCCGCAAGCACGAUCUGGUCCAGGAAGCCUGCCACUUCACCGGGCCCCUGGCCUUCACCGUCUAUGCCACCCACCGCAUCCCCAUCACCUGGGCCACCAGCUAUGAAGAUUUCUACCUCUCCUGCUCCCUCAGCCAUGGCGGGAGGGAACUGUGCAGCCCCCUGCACACGCGAAGGGCUCACUUCUCCAAGUACCUCUUCCACCUCAUCAUCUGGGACCAGCAGAUCUGCUUCCCUGUGCAGGUGAACCGGCUGCCUCGGGAGACCCUGCUGUGUGCCACGCUCUAUGCUCUGCCCAUCCCCCUGCCUGGGAGCUCCUCUGAGGCCAAUAAGCAGCGGCGUGUGCCCGAAGCCCUGGGCUGGGUCACUACCCCACUCUUCAAUUUCAGGCAAGUCCUGACCUGUGGUCGGAAGCUUCUGGGCUUAUGGCCAGCAACACAGGAAAACCCCAGUGCCCGUUGGAGCGCGCCUAAUUUCCACCAGCCAGAUAGCGUCAUCCUGCAGAUUGACUUCCCCACCUCAGCCUUCGACAUCAAGUUCACCAGCCCCCCUGGAGACAAGUUCAGCCCCCGCUAUGAGUUUGGCAGCCUCCGGGAGGAAGACCAGCGUGUGCUUAAGAACAUCAUGCAGAAGGAGUCCUUGUACUGGCUCACUGAUGCUGACAAGAAGCGCCUGUGGGAGAAGAGAUACUAUUGCCACUCAGAGGUGAGCUCACUCCCCCUGGUGCUCGCCAGCGCCCCCAGCUGGGAGUGGGCUUGCCUGCCCGACAUCUAUGCUCUCCUGAAGCAGUGGACCCACAUGAACCACCAGGAUGCCCUGGGGCUCCUGCAUGCCACCUUCCCGGACCAGGAGGUGCGUCGGAUGGCCGUCCAGUGGAUCGGCUCGCUGUCGGAUGCUGAACUCCUCGACUACUUGCCGCAGCUCGUGCAGGCCCUGAAGUAUGAGUGCUACCUGGACAGCCCCUUGGUGCGAUUCCUCCUGAAACGAGCCGUCUCGGACUUGAGAGUGACCCACUACUUCUUCUGGUUGCUGAAGGAUGGCCUCAAGGACUCUCAGUUCAGCAUCCGCUACCAAUAUCUGCUGGCAGCCUUGUUGUGCUGCUGUGGCAAGGGGCUGAGAGAGGAAUUUAACCGCCAGUGCUGGCUUGUCAACACCCUGGCUAAGCUGGCCCAGCAGGUCCGAGAGGCUGCCCCAUCUGCACGGCAGGGGAUCCUCCGCACGGGCCUGGAGGAGGUGAGGCAGUUCUUUGCCCUCAACGGCUCCUGCCGCCUGCCACUCAGCCCUAGUCUGCUGGUUAAGGGCAUCGUGCCCAGGGACUGUUCCUACUUCAACUCCAACGCCGUCCCCCUCAAGCUCUCCUUCCAAAACGUGGAUCCCCUGGGUGAGAACAUCCGUGUCAUCUUCAAGUGCGGGGACGACCUUCGCCAGGACAUGCUAACCCUGCAGAUGAUUCGCAUCAUGAGCAAGAUCUGGGUCCAAGAGGGGCUGGAUAUGCGCAUGGUCAUUUUCCGCUGCUUCUCCACUGGCCGGGGGAGAGGGAUGGUGGAGAUGAUCCCCAAUGCUGAGACGCUGCGCAAGAUCCAGGUGGAGCACGGGGUGACCGGUUCCUUCAAGGACCGGCCCCUGGCGGACUGGCUGCAGAAACACAACCCCGGGGAGGACGAGUAUGAGAAGGCUGUGGAGAACUUCAUCUACUCCUGUGCUGGCUGCUGCGUGGCCACGUACGUCUUGGGCAUCUGUGACCGGCACAAUGACAAUAUCAUGCUGAAGACCACGGGCCACAUGUUCCACAUAGAUUUUGGCCGCUUCCUGGGCCACGCACAGAUGUUUGGCAACAUCAAGCGGGACCGUGCCCCCUUUGUCUUCACCUCGGAUAUGGCGUAUGUCAUCAACGGGGGUGACAAGCCUUCCAGCCGCUUCCAUGAUUUUGUUGACCUUUGCUGCCAAGCCUACAACCUCAUUCGCAAGCACACCCACCUCUUCCUCAACCUUCUGGGCCUGAUGUUGUCCUGUGGGAUCCCCGAGCUCUCAGACCUGGAGGACCUCAAAUACGUGUAUGAUGCUCUGAGGCCUCAGGACACAGAGGCCAAUGCUACUACCUACUUCACUAGGUUGAUUGAGUCCAGCCUGGGCAGUGUAGCCACAAAGCUCAAUUUCUUCAUCCAUAAUCUGGCUCAGAUGAAAUUCACAGGCUCAGACGACCGGCUGACCCUUUCCUUUGCCCCCCGAACACACACGCUCAAGAGCUCUGGCCGCAUCAGUGAUGUUUUCCUCUGCCGCCACGAGAAGAUUUUCCACCCCAACAAGGGCUAUGUUUAUGUGGUGAAGGUGAUGCGAGAGAAUGCUCAUGAGGCCACUUACAUCCAACGGACGUUUGAAGAGUUCCAGGAAUUACACAAUAAGCUGCGGCUGCUCUUUCCUUCUUCCCUCUUGCCCAGCUUCCCUAGUCGCUUCGUGAUUGGCCGCUCGAGGGGAGAGGCGGUGGCCGAGCGGCGGAGGGAGGAGUUAAACCGCUACAUCUGGCACUUGACCCACGCAGCCCCCGAGGUGGCCGAGUGUGAUUUGGUAUACACCUUUUUCCACCCCCUGCCCCGAGAUGACAAGGCUACGGGCACCAGCCCAGCUCCUAAGUCCUCAGACGGCUCAUGGGCCCGGCCCGUCGGGAAGGUGGGAGGGGAGGUGAAGUUGUCCAUCUCCUACAAAAACAAUAAACUCUUCAUCAUGGUGAUGCAUAUUCGGGGCUUGCAACUGCUGCAGGAUGGAAAUGACCCAGACCCCUACGUGAAGAUUUACCUCCUUCCUGACCCUCAGAAAACCACUAAGAAGAAAACCAAAGUGGCCCGGAAAACCUGCAACCCCACCUACAAUGAGAUGCUGGUGUAUGACGGGAUCCCCAAGGGAGACCUACAGCAGCGGGAGCUGCAGCUGAGUGUGCUGAGCGAGCAAGGAUUCUGGGAGAACGUUCUCCUCGGGGAGGUGCACAUCCGCCUUCGAGAGCUGGACCUGGCCCAGGAGAAGACUGGCUGGUUCGCACUGGGAUCUCGAAGUCAUGAGACCUUGUGAGCCCAGCAGAGCCCGACCCAUUCCCCCCCACCAACCCCCGCCCAGGACCCCAGGCGGCUGGGGGUGCCGGGGGAGACGAUUCUUCCCUCCUCCAUGUGCCCUUUCCUUGUGAAAGGGCAGAGCCCUUGGCGGGCCUCCCCUCUGUCCGGGUGGCUCAGGCCCCUGUGACGGGAGGCGGGCAGAGUUAGAUGCUGUCUGCUGUCCCCUCCUCUGCCCGGCGGCAUUUGGGUUGGCUGUGCUGAGCGGCUGUGAGGCUGCCGCGAAGUUUUAAGGUUACCUUGUGUCAAGGGAGCAACGCCUGGUUGGGGGUGAGUGGGGCGGGCUGAGUGAAGUAGCGUUUUGAGGGAGGGUGGGUGGAUAUCUUUAUUUUUAUUUUUAAAAAAUGAAAUAGUAAUGUUGUCCUGACUGGACAGGAAGCCUCGUGAGAAGGGACUUGCAUAUGCCUCGGAAGGCAAAAGAGGAAGACGUCGGACUUUUUGUAUGAUUAAGGUUCUUAUUGGACUUUCCCCUAGGGUUUUGUUUGUUCGCUUGUUUGUUUCUCAUCUGUGUUUUUCUAUCCAUAGGAAUUAUUUGGGGAGGGGCCCAGUGGGUCCUGGGUGAGAGCCCUCCCUCUCUAAGGGCAGGCCGGGGAGGGGCGGGGAGGGUCUGGUGUGCUGGACUGAGGCCUGCUGUGGGCCUUUCUGAUUGUGCCUCCAAAGGAGAGCGGUGUGAUACCUACGGGUGUAAGGGAGGGCCUUCCGAACGGGGCCCUGCCGAGGACCUGUGUUCAGGGACCUGGGCUCUUUCAGGGGAGUUUUUCCUUCCGUCUUCCCCGACUUUGCCAGGACGUGCCCCGAAUACGGUCUUCUACCCCUCCAUUCUCAUGACCCCUCUGGGGACCAUCUGGUCCCUGAGGGUAUGCUGGGGGUGCUUCUCCACACGUCUCUCUCCCUUCCUUUUUCCCUGGUGGGAGAAAGUGCUGCCUCAGCCCUUAGAUUUGGUCCCCCCACCCACCCCGCCCAAGGACAUCCUGGCCCUGGGAAGGAGACGGCUAGGCCGCAGAUGCCAGUGUGGCCCCAUCACCCGCCACACCCCCCCUUUUUUGUGUGCUGCUUUUCCCAAACUCCACUUCUGUCACAUUUUUUUUUUUUAAAUAAGAAUUUCCCUCAUUUUCUGGGGCCAUAAACUUAUUUAGUCUGGAGCCAAAGGGAUGCCCUAAGCCGAGGAAAAGGGGCGUGGGGUGGGGGACUCCAGUGAUGUUCUUUGGUGGCGAGAAGGCUGGAUCGGAGGGGGGGUGAUUGAUCCCCGGGAGCUGAGCUAGGAGCGAGAGACGGGGUCUCUUGUCUCUUACACUUUUUAUUCCCUACCUGGUGGAUUUUGGAUUCACUCUUGUGCUUUACUCCAAAGGGUUGUAUCCUUUGGGGAAAAAAAAAAAAAAAGGGAGAGACUUUGAAUUUGAUAUAUUUAAACCGGAAUUGGCUGGAUGUACCCCAGGGUUGGGGCAUGGAGGGAAUCGAGGAGACUCUGAACUAUCCCUCCCCAGCUUCCUUCUCAGCUCCAAGGAUCAGAAAUUCCCCCGUUUGCUGACUCAUUCCAUAACCAGAGAAAGAAGCUCCGUUCACUGAAGCCACAGGGGAGCAAGGAAAUGUAAACUUUUCUUUUAGGUUAAAAAUGUCAAGGGUAAGGUGGCCACUGUGGGGGAGGGGCUGGGGGAAGUGGGGAACAGGGGCAGAACUCCUCCAGGUGAAUGGACCAUAGAUGCGUUACUGGCUUUUGGCCUGUAGCUCAUUUUAUUUUGACCCUCUCUGCCCCUGAUUGAAAGAGGUCUGUGUACUGUAUCCACUUCCCUUGUAUCUGCUACUUUCUCUGGAACUGUAUUUUCUAAUAAAUGACAUUUGAGAAAAACAAAACCAUCCUUUCAAAAUUGGUCGAUGCUCACAUGAAGACACCUGGUGUACAAGAUGAAAAUCAUAACAGUAGGGGUCUUACGAUUGGAAACUUUGAUAUGCGUUGGUGCGCUGCCCUGGGCCUUCGACACUUGUCAGUGAAAUCUUAGCCUCAGAACAACUUGAUCAGGUGAGUAGUAGAAUCCCCAUUUUAUAGGUGAAGAAAUGGAAGCUCAGAGAGAUUAAGUAAUCUGUCUUAAACUCACAGCCGAUCAGCCUUGGAUCUCGAAUUGGAAUCUAGGAUUGACUCCACACCUUGUGCAAACUCCUAGGUAAUGUUUAAUACAGCCCUUUAAGUUGGCGUAACAUUUGUUCGUUUUCAGCGUGUCCUACUAUAAACGAUGUCCUUUUUCGUUACGCUACCGUCAAAAGUAGAUCUGGUUCGUUCAUUAAUUCUAUCAACAAACAUGUACUGUGCUUUCCAGUGCUACAGAGUGACAUGCCUCCAUCCACAAAGAAUAUAGCUCCUGGGGUUGUGCGUUGGGCCCUGUGCCACGUACCGGGCUGAGGGUUACAAAGACAAAUUCAAACAAUCUCUGCAUUUAAGAAGUUUAGCACCUAGGGGCACCUGGGUGGCUCAGUCGGUUGAGCAUCUGACUCUUGAUUUGAGCUCAGGUCAUGAUCUCGAGAUUCAUGGGAUCGAGCCCCACAUCAGGCUCCCAGCUGACAGCACGGAGCCUGCUUGGGCUUCUCUGUCUCCCUCUCUCUCUGCCACCCCCCACUCCAAUACAUAAAUAAACUUUACAAAGUUUACUGCCGGCACACCUGGGUGGCUCAGUCUGUUAAGCAUCCGACUUUGGCUCAGGUCAUGAUCUCGCGGUUUGUUGAGUUCGACCCCCAUGUCGGGCUCUGUGCUAACAGCUCAGAGCCUGGAGCCUGCCUCGGAUUGUGUAUCUCCUCUCUCUGCCCCUCCCAUGCUCAUGCUCUGUCUCUCUCUCUCUCAAUAAUAAAUGAACAUUAACAAAAUGUUUUAAAAAGUUUACUGCCUAAUGAUAUUUAACCAGCCCCAUUUUCUAAAAGGGGAAACUGAGCCUCUGAGAUGCCUUACAACUGUUAAGUCAUUAGAGCAGAGCCAUAGCUCAGAACCCACCAAAUGCAAGAAGGAGGUGGUGUGAACCUUGUACCAGCAUUUCACCCAAAAGUUUUCAAAACUCUCCAGUGGGGUGUCCUAUUUCACACCAGGAAAUUUUGUGAGGCUUCCCAGGGACUUUCAGUAGUAAACAGGGGGAAGUGUUACCCAUCUGCGGUGUUUCUAAGUGGUUUUGAGAUGUCACUGCCGUUCUGGAUAAAUCCCAGGGGACCUUUUAAAAGUUAAACUUGAAUCUGGCAAGAGUCUUAGUUGAGGAAAUUUCUUGGCCGAAUGGGGCAGAAAUCUGAACCACCCUGAGGGCGUGGGGGUGAGAGCUGGGAGUAUAGUAAGGGCUUGCUCAGGGAGAAGAGAAACAAGAGAAGCCCAGGAGGCUGGGUUCUCUGAGUUCAGAGAGAGGUGGCAGAAAUGAAGUAACCUGACUGGCUGGGAUGUGGGGGCAAAGAUUAGAUUGGACUUGAAAGGUCAAAAAUGAGGCAGCAUUUUUUUUUUUAACAUUUAUUCAUUUUUGAAAGGCAGAGACAGAGCACGACUGGGGGAGGGGCAGAGAGAGAGGGACACACAGAAACAGAAGCAGGCUUCAGGCUCCGAGGCAUCAAUCAGCACAGAGCCUGCAUCAAUCAGCACAGAGCCUGA
This is a messenger RNA of Panthera uncia (snow leopard), 9925 nucleotides long. It is a transcript of the gene PIK3C2B, whose product is annotated as phosphatidylinositol-4-phosphate 3-kinase catalytic subunit type 2 beta. The coding region runs from base 2285 to 6277 and encodes 1330 amino acids. Gene Ontology annotation, biological process: phosphatidylinositol-3-phosphate biosynthetic process; phosphatidylinositol 3-kinase/protein kinase B signal transduction; phosphatidylinositol-mediated signaling. Gene Ontology annotation, molecular function: phosphatidylinositol binding; 1-phosphatidylinositol-3-kinase activity; 1-phosphatidylinositol-4-phosphate 3-kinase activity. The record is from RefSeq and is a predicted model, not a curated record. The transcript is spliced from 31 exons. Gene Ontology annotation, cellular component: cytoplasm; phosphatidylinositol 3-kinase complex; plasma membrane. NCBI's taxonomy places the organism in Eukaryota, Metazoa, Chordata, Mammalia, Carnivora, Felidae.